AUGACCACAGUGGAAGAGUUUAUUUUAUUGGCCUUUUCAGAUUUAUAUCAGCUCCAGAUUCUUCUGUUCAUUGUCAUUUUGCUUGUCUACAUCAUGUGUGUCUUUGGGAACUUUCUCAUCAUUUUUAUAAUAAGGGCUGAACCUUCACUUCAGACCCCAAUGUACUUCUUGAUUAGCACACUCUCUACAUUGGAAAUAAUAUAUGUGUCUUCAGUUGUUCCUAAUCUUUUAGCUAACCUCAUUGCUGUUAAGAAGACCAUAUUUUUCAAUGGAUGUUUCAUACAAUUAUUUGUUGGCUCUUCUUUAGGAACAUCAGAAAGUUAUCUACUUGCAGUCAUGGCUUUUGACAGAGUCCUGGCUAUUAACAAGCCCCUUCAAUAUGUUUCUAUCAUGACCCAGCGGGUCUGUGUGCAACUUGCACUUUUACCAUUCAUUGUUGGGAUUGUCAUUGCUUUAAUUCCCACAGUUUUGACAGCUAUCCUGGAAUUCUGUGGUCCUAAUGAAAUUCAUCAUUUUAUUUGUGAUUUUGCUCGCCUACAGUCAUUGGCUUGUUCCAAUACCUAUAUGAGCACACUGGUUACAAAUUCUGGGGCAAUUUUUGCAUUUGGACUCCCCUUCACCAUAACUCUUGGACUCUACAUCCAUAUCAUCAUCAUCAUUUCUAAGAUUAGCAGUGCUGAAUCUAAAUGGAAAGCUUUUUCCACCUGCUCUUCCCACCUUACUGCAGCAGGUUUGUUUUAUAUAACGACCAUCAUGGUGUAUACGGUGCCAAAGGGUUCCCAAUAUGACAGGUUCUUUGCCCUUAUAUAUACUAUUCUUACCCCUCUUCUGAAUCCCUUUAUUUAUACUUUCAGAAACAAGGAUAUAAAGAGAGCUCUCAUCAAAUCAAGGAGGUUAAAACUGCGCCAACUAUCGUUCUAA
Xenopus laevis (African clawed frog) is the source of this 921-nucleotide messenger RNA. RefSeq names its product olfactory receptor 6N1-like. The record is from RefSeq and is a predicted model, not a curated record. The transcript has a single exon. Lineage: Eukaryota; Metazoa; Chordata; Amphibia; Anura; Pipidae. Bases 1 to 921 code for a protein of 306 amino acids.